Cuscuta campestris is the source of this 2598-nucleotide messenger RNA. NCBI's taxonomy places the organism in Eukaryota, Viridiplantae, Streptophyta, Magnoliopsida, Solanales, Convolvulaceae. The record is from the annotation of a GenBank genome assembly.
GGAUAAGCUUUUAGGUUAACCGAGAAAAUGAAGAGAAGAUAUAGGCGCUAAGUCUGGAAAACUGCCGACCCAAAGAGACUAGCGAAUGAAGCAGGGAUUAUCUUAAUUGUCGAAGCCGUGCCAGUUUCCAUAAAAAUAUUUUGGGAGAAACCAAAAGCUUAAUUUAUCACUAGAGAGGAGGCAGAUUGAUUCGAUACAUAGAUAAUUUACACAGAUCAUUGAUUGAAUGGGAUGAUAAGAGGACAUCAAGAUCUAUUUGGUUCAGAGUUCUCGUAUUGCCCAGGACCAGUACGUAUCAGGAGUGCCCUGGAAACAACUAAUUAAGAGGAAACACAUGAUGGGAAAGGAGAAGCAAAAUACUAGGCAUAAUAAGGGGGACAAUAUUUCUGACGCAGUUACUAAUGAGAAUGGUAAGAAAGUUGUUGUUUGUGCUCUUCCUUGUUUUUCGGAAUCUCUCAUUAAGAGGAAAAGAAGCUCAACGGAAAUAUGUGACACACCCAUAAGUAAGACAGUGAAGGAGGUUGCUGUUGUGUCUCCGUAUUUUGCGAAAUCAAUAAAGGGUAAUUUUAAGAGGAGAAGAAGCUCAACAGAAGAUAGAGUUUGUGACACAGCUAUGAGUAAGAUACAAAAGGAACUUGGUGUUGUGAAAUUUCCCAAGGGUAACAUUAUUGACUGCAUGAAUAGUGAAUCUGUUGUUGAAGUGGAAGACAAGAACGAGCAUACGAGGAAAAGAAGCUCAAGGAAACGAGAGGGCGAGCCAAAGGUCAAAGCGGUCAUUCGUUUUCCAUAUUUGAAUAAUGACAUUCAAAAGAAUACUAAAGGUGAACUUGUUGUGCCGUCAGUGGAGAAACAUGUUGAGCUGGACGAUACAAGAAGUGUACCCGUUGAAGAUGCAAGACAGGAAGCACGGGUCGGCAAUUCUACAAGGGAAAAAAAACUGCAUGGCUUCUCUACAAUUGAUGAAAUUUGCUCUAAUUUUGCAUACACCGGCGGAAGCUUUGUGAAGGGAAAACACGGGGCUGAAGAUGGUAGGGAUUCUUCUCAAAGGAUCACAAUGCUAGAUAAUGAAAAAUUGAUCGUGCCUUCAAAACUUUCUUUAUUUGGAAAAAGAAAGCCCCAUUCAUUUGUUCCUUACCAUAGGAGAUCAUCUGUUCAGGUUGGUUUGAAGGGGGACAAAUAUGUACGCGCUGUUUCUCCUUACUUUCAAAAUUCACGGGCUGGUGAAAUAGUGGAAAAUGAACCUGGUAGUAAUUCUUUUCAUGAGGGUGACUUAUUCCAACAUGAAGGUGAAAAUAGGACUACUCUCAAGGGCAUGAGUAGCACUCUUCUCGAGCGGGAAGCGCCGGUCGACCAUUCUACAUCGGCAAAGAAACUGCAUGGCAUCUCUACAACUGAUGAAAUUUUCUCUCAUUUUGCGUACACUGGUGGAAGCUUUCCUAAGAGAAAACAUGGAGCUGAAGAUGUUUGGAAUUCUUCUAAGAGGAUCAGAACUGUAGAGAAUGACAAAUUGAGAGGGGUUUCGAAAGCUUCUCUAAUUGGAAAAAACAAGCCCUAUCCAUUUGCUCCUUGCCAAAUGACAUCCUCUGGCCAGGAUGGUUUGAAGGGGGAUACGGGGAUUCAUAGGGAAGUGUACAAAACUGUACGUGUUGUUUCCCGUUACUUUCAAAAGUCACGGGCUGGUGAAAUAGUGAAAAAUGAAGAUCAGCAUCCCCUAGUUGAAACACAAAACUCUUUUAGAAGAAUUCCCCCCUGCUCUCACAAUUUAAAGCAGAAACAGGAGAAUGUAAUUACUGAUUUGUUGGAGGGAAAAACUGUUUCAACAAAGCCUAAAAAGGGCUCUGCUAAAACUAAACGUGCAGUGUUUAUCAGGCCAACUCUUUCUGCUGCUCAAAAACGUAGUGAAGCUUACUUAAGGAGGAUGCCGGAUAACAAGUGGAAACCACCAACUUCCCUUAGCAAACUUCUUCAAGAAGAUCAUGUUUAUGAUCCAUGGAGGGUGCUGGUGAUUUGCAUUCUUCUUAAUCGGACAACUGGUAAACAGGUUUCUCAAGUGUUACCGACGCUAUUCACUUUGUGUCCAAAUGCAAACACCACUACAGAAGUUCCCAUUGAGGCUCUUGUGAAAGUGUUAAGACCUUUAGGCCUUCAGAAUAGGAGGGCAGCUACGCUUAAAACAUUCUCAAAGGAAUAUUUGCAAGAUAGCUGGACUCAUGUGACACAGCUGCAUGGUAUUGGCAAGUAUGCAGCAGAUGCCUAUGCAAUAUUUUGUACUGGAAAAUGGGAUCAUGUAAGACCAGAAGAUCACAAACUAACUGAGUAUUGGAACUUUCUUGUUGAACUCCUCACGAAGGAUGGAAUAUUGGCAUAGCAUUGGAUGGUGUUUUUUUUUUUGCAACUGACAAUGUACUGGUAACUUGGAUUGCAUACUAUCUUCUCAUUUUCCUAUGUGAUUUGUUCGAAAAAUUUGUUUUGGUCAGCUUUUUGGAAACAAUUAGGGUGCUUUGAAAUGAAUUCUUAAAUUCCUCUUUUGAUGCUUGUCUCUCACCUUCCGUUUGUUGAUUGGUGGAUGUACACCCUUCCUCUAUAGGAGGUAAUAUG